CGACAUAGUAAUUUGGUAGAUGAGUAAAGACACUCUUCCCGCUCAAUAGAUGAGGAUAGAAGGUACUAGACUACGAUACUACCUACUUCUCUACUGCUACGCGGGUAUGAUGCCUUUCCCUAAAGCUAUCAUGACAUACGAGCUCAUGCAUGGUGCCCCACACCACGACCUAAGAAUGCGUCGGCUAGCAGUCUGUGAUAAGGUGUCCAUUAAACUGUUCGGCGGUCAGCAGUAGCAGACGUCGAAAGGGAAAAAAAAAAGCUGGCUUCCAGGGUUUCUUAAUCGGUAGCAAGCAC
Molecule: messenger RNA, 296 nt
Organism: Xylona heveae TC161
Lineage: Eukaryota; Fungi; Ascomycota; Xylonomycetes; Xylonales; Xylonaceae
Exons: 1
Coding region: 50-235 (61 amino acids)
Source: RefSeq, a predicted model, not a curated record